UGACUCCGCGACUCGAGUCACAGUCGCAAACGCGCAAGACUUCAGAGCCAACACGAGAACAAGGGUUUAGCGAUUUCUCCUCCUCCGUUCUUCCUCACUGUUCUUUCUUCGAUCCCAUGAACUCGUAACCUCGUUUCGCUAUUUGGUGAUUCCGGUUUCAAUUCCGAAAUAUUACGGUUUUGGGUCGAUUCGUUUCCUAUAAAGCUUCGGUUUUUCCAUUCGAUUCGAUUACGGGUUUGUUGAAUCGAGAUGGACAGAUCUAAUUCCUUCAAUCACUCCAGCGAAAACCCGUCGUUGAAUCAAAGGAACUCCGAUGUGGGAUACAGCACCAACGACAGGAGGCUCGCUUACUCGCGCUCGUUUCAGCAGUCGCACGGCCCACGCACGCCGGCGGCGGCGGCGGCGAUGGUGUUUUCUUCCGGCGAGGCGGCGAAGCCUUUUCUCGACCGCACAGUGUCGAGCAUCGAUAUGCCGCCGGAGAUUUACUUCGGCGAUGGAAAUGAAGAGCUUUUCGGGGAAGGGAAAGAGAAGAGAGGAGAAGUCUCUGUUUUGCGUCUGGUUUUGGAGAUUUUCCGGGUUUUGAGAUCUGGGAGUCGGCAGAUGAAGAGGCUGUCUCUGUUGAUUUCGCUCAAUGUGGCGUAUUCUACCGUAGAGCUCGCCAUAGGGCUGUUCACAGGGCGCGUAGGUUUGGUGUCUGAUGCAUUCCAUCUGACAUUUGGUUGUGGUCUGUUGACAUUCUCUUUAUUUGCAAUGGCUACAUCGAGGAAGAAGCCCGAUCAUGCUUACUCUUACGGGUACAAAAGGCUUGAAGUUUUAUCUGCUUUCACUAAUGCUCUGUUCCUUUUGUUCAUGUCAUUCUCCUUAGCUGUGGAAGCUCUUCAUGCAUUCAUACAAGAUGAGUCAGAGCACAAGCAUUAUUUGAUUGUAUCAGCGGUGACAAAUCUGCUGGUGAACCUAAUAGGUGUUUGGUUCUUCCGGAAUUAUGCUCGUGUUAACCUUGUAUACAGAAAAGCAGAAGACAUGAAUUAUCACUCGGUUUGCUUGCAUGUUCUUGCUGAUUCUAUUCGCAGUGCAGGUCUAAUAUUGGCAUCAUGGUUUCUCUCUAUUGGAGUUGAAAACGCUGAAGUGCUCUGUUUGGGAUUGGUAUCGGUCACGGUCUUUAUGCUUGUUAUGCCUCUCUUCAAGGCCACCGGUGGUGUCUUGCUCCAGAUGGCUCCGCCCAACAUUCCUUCUUCUGCUUUGAACAAAUGCUUGCGACAGAUUACUUCUCGUGAAGAAGUUACAGAGGUUUUACAGGCUCGGUUUUGGGAGCUGGUCCCUGGCUACACCGUCGGCUCUCUCACACUUCAGGUGAAAAGCGGAACAGAUGAUCGUCCUUUACUUCAGUUUGUGUAUGAUCUGUACCAUGAUUUGGGUGUACAAGACUUGACCGUGCAAACCGAUUUCAGUUGAAUACGUCACCCUGAGAUGUAAGAAGAAGAAGAAGAAGGCCUCUUCUGGUUUAAAGAUAACGACUUUGUUGCAUUGCACUUCAUUAGGUAUACAGUAGCAUCUUCUUCUAGUUACAAUGAUACAUACGAAUCCCCAUUAUUCAAAGACAAUGUCAUGGCUGCAAAUUUCACACUUACAUCUUAAAACAGCACUUGCUUCUGUUUUCAGAGGCCUUUUUUCAGUA
Molecule: messenger RNA, 1675 nt
Organism: Tarenaya hassleriana
Lineage: Eukaryota; Viridiplantae; Streptophyta; Magnoliopsida; Brassicales; Cleomaceae
Product: metal tolerance protein C2
Exons: 11
Coding region: 250-1452 (400 amino acids)
Biological process (GO): zinc ion transport; transmembrane transport; intracellular zinc ion homeostasis
Cellular component (GO): membrane; Golgi apparatus
Molecular function (GO): zinc ion transmembrane transporter activity
Source: RefSeq, a predicted model, not a curated record